GGGAAUGGGCGUUGGGGACAGAUAGGGUACACAGAGACUCUGGGGACCGUAAAAUGAGUGGGGGAAGUUACAAAGACAGAGAGGGCCAUAGCGAUGGAGAUAUGAAGACGAUACCCCGACAGAGAAAGGAAUGAUUUGAGAGCCCAGAGAAGAGUUUCGAAUUCGAGGCGUUACUGGACGGAAAGGUCGGUGAAACGGCGAGUAGAGACGCAGCAGGGAGAAAGAAAGGACGGGGAAAGUCACGGUUCAGGAAACAGUGUCCUGAAUGACGUAACGUUUGAUCGUCAUUGACCCCGGUGAUUAGAUUUCGGACGCUGUAUUUACACGGUUUAUCUAUUAACCUUCUUCACCAAGUUUUGUUCCCAGAAGUGAAGCACCCACAACCAAGGAAUGGGCUCGCUGUCUGUGUCCGAGGCUUUCAUCCUUCUCCUGCUCUCGGUUAUAGUGCGAGGUGAACUCCCCGAUGGAGUGAGCUGCGAUCCCGGCGUGACCAUUACAGGGGGGACGGUGACCCUGUCCAAUGGCGUGGCCGUUGGGAGCGUCCUGCGGUACACUUGCCCGUCCGGAUUUUAUCCCUAUCCGACAGGGAGCCGAACGUGCGAGCGCACCGGCCAGUGGAGCACCAUGAGGGAUUCGAGAAGACGGCCUGUUCAGAAGGCCAGGUGUAGAGGGUUUCGCUGCCCGGCUCCCGCAGUCGAACACGGGUCGUUCUUUCCACGGAGGGGGUCGCAUGCUCCGGGGGACAUGGUCAGCAUUGAGUGCGACGACGGCUACCAGCUGCUAGGGUCGAGCAGCCGGACCUGCCUGCCCAAUGGCCGCUGGAACGGCAGCACUACCGCCUGUGAUGAUGGGACGGAUACCUGCCCAAACCCCGGAAUUCCGCCGGGAAGCGUCAAAUCUGGGAAGAACUAUGGCGUGGGCGAUAAGGUCCAUUACCGAUGUCAGGACGACUUGGUUCUGAUUGGCUCGCCGGUGAGGGUCUGCCUGGAGUCGGGAGUCUGGACGGGCUCCGAGCCCAGCUGCCAGCACAAAUUUUCCUUUGAUCUCCCGGAAGAAGUGGCGAUGCAUUUCUCAUCCUCCUUCUCCCUCCUGCUGGCCGAGUCGAAGGAGGAGGCUGUGAAGUCAGAUAAGCUCGGCAGGAAGAUCAUCCUGACGCAAAAUCAGAAGCUUUACAUCUACGUGCUGCUGGAUGUCUCCGGGAGCAUUACCAGGACAGACUUUCAGACAGCGAAGGAGGCCCUGAGCCAGUUCAUUGACAUGAUCAGCCGCUUUGAGGUGAGUGUGAGGUACGCCAUCCUUCUCUUCGGCUCCCAGACCCGUGAUGUCGUCCACAUCGGCGCCGAGGAAUCCUCCGAUUCCAGGGAGGUGUCGAAUAUCGUGUCCGCAAUGAAGUAUGACGACUACGUGUUGAACAAGAACUUGGGAACCAACGUGACCGGAGCUUUGAAAACAGUCUACGGGAUGAUGAGUUACGCCAGGACGAACAUGAAGGACAGACUGGAUGAAUGGAUGCAGAUCCGCCACGUGAUCCUGAUCUUCACGGACGGACGGAUCAACGUGGGCGGGUUGCCCACACAGGUGCUGAAUAACAUUCGGAGUUUCCUGGAGAUCGAGAAUUCUCGGGAGGACUACCUGGAUGUCUAUGUUUUCGGACUCGGUGCAGAGGCGGACAAGGAGCAGAUCAACUCCAUUGCGUCCCAGAAGACCGGCGAGAAACACGCCUUCUUCCUGGCAAACGAGGACCUUCACACCGUCUUCAACGCCUUGCUGGACCUCUCCUCAGUGGGAAACCUCUGCGGAUUUGCCAACAAGAGUUUAGUUGCCACCGAUCAGAGCUCUUACCCAUGGUUCGCCGACAUCCUCCAUAACCAGAAACCGAACAGCCGUUGCUCCGGUUCCAUCGUGGCACCGCAGUGGAUUCUGACAGCGGCUCACUGUUUCGGAGAUCUGGCGAAUGAAGACCCCAGCGACCUGUCCAUACGCUUGGGAAGUUCUGACAAGAUCAUACUGAAGGUCGAGCAAGUAACUGUACAUCCGCAGUACAAUCUGACCGGGAAGAUAGCGAAGAAGAUCCGUGAAUUCUACGAUUAUGACGUGGCACUGAUCAAGCUGGCGACAAAGCUGAACUUCACAACGUACAUCAGACCCAUUUGCCUGCCGUGCACCGAGGAAACUAGUGUGGCUCUGCGCAGAUCGCGGACGGGAACGAGCUGCUCCGAUCACGAGAGCGAUCUACUGCCGACGUCAGGAGUGGUGGAAGCAAACUUUGUCCGGACCAAGAACAGCCAACCAGCCUUAGAAACGGUGAAAAUAAAGACGGCGGGACUGGCUCGAUCUGCGUGUGAAGAAGAUGCACUCAAAGCCGUAGUCUACGUUAACGUGAGUGAUGUCAGGGAGGUGGUGACCGACCGCUUCCUGUGCACAGGAGGCGAUGAGAAGGAGGCCAUCAGCUGCAAGGGAGAUUCCGGCGGCCCCCUGUCGGUGCGGAAGGUAUACCGGUACAUCCAGGUAGGUAUUGUGAGCUGGGGGGUGAAGGACGUCUGUUUGGACUUUCGCCCCCCAGCCGACGCCAGGGACUUCCACCUCAACGUGUUCCGGGUGGUGGACUGGCUUCGGGAGCACCUUGCCGGGAGUGUGCGCUUCCUGCAGCCCCAGGCCGGCGCACGCUAGGACAGCGCCACCGCUGCCCCGUUCCACUCCCUCCCUCCCUCUCUCUCUCUCUCAGGAACGCAGCCCGGCCAGACCCAUACACCUACCCAGCGACCCCAGCUCCCCACCCACUCUGUCCCAUCCUGGUCACUCACCACCGUGACCAAUGACUUUCAGAAUAGAAACCAGCUCUGCGGCUCGCCUCGCCCAUGCUGGCCCACUUGCCCACGGUAGGGCCUAUUCUCCACCCAACAACCCGUCGAAACGCCUUUCCGAUUGUAAUGCUAUCCAUCUCCUUCAGUUUGCUCCAACUCAGCAAACAUUUACCGGUCAUAGUGUGCCCUGGAUUCCACUAUCUAGGGAGAAAAA
Molecule: messenger RNA, 3018 nt
Organism: Mobula hypostoma (lesser devil ray)
Lineage: Eukaryota; Metazoa; Chordata; Chondrichthyes; Myliobatiformes; Myliobatidae
Product: complement factor B-like
Exons: 18
Coding region: 391-2670 (759 amino acids)
Biological process (GO): complement activation; response to bacterium; proteolysis
Cellular component (GO): extracellular region; classical-complement-pathway C3/C5 convertase complex; extracellular exosome
Molecular function (GO): serine-type endopeptidase activity
Source: RefSeq, a predicted model, not a curated record